AUGGUCGUCAAGGAGAUCAAGAACCGUGAAGACUUCAACAAGGCCAUUGCCACCGAGAAGCUCGUUCUCAUCGACUGCUUCGCCACCUGGUGCGGCCCCUGCAGGGCCAUCGCCCCCGCCGUCGAAAAAAUCAGCGUGGAACGCACCGCAGACGUUGACGUCUACAAGGUCGAUGUUGACGAGUGCUCUGAUAUUGCUGCCGAGCUAGGCGUCAGAGCCAUGCCUACCUUCUUCUUCUUCAAGAACGGCGAGAAACUCGAUUCCGUUGCUGGUGCCGCGGAGGCACCUCUCGUUGCUGCCAUUGACAGGUUCAAGUAA
Molecule: messenger RNA, 318 nt
Organism: Nannizzia gypsea CBS 118893
Lineage: Eukaryota; Fungi; Ascomycota; Eurotiomycetes; Onygenales; Arthrodermataceae
Product: thioredoxin
Exons: 2
Coding region: 1-318 (105 amino acids)
Molecular function (GO): protein-disulfide reductase activity
Source: RefSeq, a predicted model, not a curated record